UUUGACUCCUUCCCUACUUACUUGUCAAAGCUGAUCAUGGCUUGGGGAUUAUGGACAGUACUAGACCCUUUGGCAGUGUUUGUGGUGGAUGCAUUCCUGGGGCGACUUUAUUACACUGCUGAUAAUCCCACUGCUGACUGUGCCAAGCUGUAUUGGCUUUUUCUAAGAACGGAACAGACUGGAAUUCCUGGAGCAUUGAUCACCGCAUUGCUUUACGCAGUCCUGUUUUUAUUUUCAUCUGCAACACUGCAUCUAUAUUGGUUCAGGUUAUACAAUGAAAGCUGGUUAUUAGAUUUUCUCCAGAGGAUUCAAGGUGAUGAGACCUCUUUCUUUGUCCCAUGUGACCUGGAAAUCUCUAUCCAAGAGUUAAGCUACCUUGUGAAAAAAGCAGAACAAUGGAGGGGAAUUGGUGGUGAAAGACGAAAGGUGGUUGUCUAUGAAUAUUUCUGGGAAGACCAAGCCGAGCAGACGCAAAUCUCCUGCAGUGUCGUCCAUCCCCAAGGUGAAAUUUUGAAAUUUGUAGGAAACUCAAGAGGCGUCACCAUUCAUGUAAUGAUAUAUACAGUUCAUCUUGGGGGUUUCCAAGAACUGUACAGGCACUUCCUUAGACUGCCCAAUGGUGCUAUUGUGGAGGCAUUUGGGGAUGUCAGUGGAAUCAGCUUUGCAUGUAAUGAAGUCACUGCAGACUUUGAGGAGCACAGAAGUGGAAUGGAUCCUCUGCUGGAAGCUUCUUCUUCAGGGAAAUAAGAAAGAAGAUGGGAAGGUAUUAGUUGAGUGGCUGGAAAUGACUAAAACUGUCAAGCUGAAUAAGCCUUAUAAUUAAAAGUUCAGCAAAAAAACCCCAAACCCAACAUUCUUCAACCUUCUUCCCCAAACCCUCAUUUCUUCAUCCUGAUUUUUGAGUACUGUUUGG
This is a messenger RNA of Crotalus tigris (Tiger rattlesnake), 913 nucleotides long. RefSeq lists its product as uncharacterized. The record is from RefSeq and is a predicted model, not a curated record. Lineage: Eukaryota; Metazoa; Chordata; Lepidosauria; Squamata; Viperidae. Gene Ontology annotation, cellular component: perinuclear region of cytoplasm. Bases 37 to 747 code for a protein of 236 amino acids. The transcript has 5 exons.